Molecule: messenger RNA, 6112 nt
Organism: Alligator sinensis (Chinese alligator)
Lineage: Eukaryota; Metazoa; Chordata; Crocodylia; Alligatoridae
Gene: LY96
Product: lymphocyte antigen 96
Exons: 5
Coding region: 1182-1760 (192 amino acids)
Biological process (GO): cellular response to lipopolysaccharide; innate immune response; positive regulation of lipopolysaccharide-mediated signaling pathway
Cellular component (GO): lipopolysaccharide receptor complex
Molecular function (GO): lipopolysaccharide binding; lipopolysaccharide immune receptor activity; Toll-like receptor 4 binding
Source: RefSeq, a predicted model, not a curated record
AGUCACAAUUAUGCACUUUCUCCUAUUGACUAAAUCUAACCUGAUGUCCCUCUUGACCACUCCAUUGCCCAUUUAUUUGAUUCUUGGGCCUCAUUCUCUUUUGCAAGUGGAUCAAUUCAAACUUGAUGUAGUCCAAUAAUCCAGAUGAAUAAAUAACAAUAAUGAGAAAUAAGAGGAAUGAAAUCAAAAGAGAAUGAGAAAAAACAGAGGAUGAAAGAACAACCUUAUGUGGAAGGAGGUGCUGUUGAAUAAUACCAAUUUCAAGUGUUUGUAAGGUUGUCUUGACAAGGAAACAGUCAUAUUAAACAGUUUUGAUGAGUUAGAUACCAUAAUGCUGACUGACUAUAUAUAAUAGGAUAAGUAAUGUUCUGCAUCGUAUCAGCUUUUUUGUUUUAAGCUUUGUCUCAGCUGGGUGUGGUAUCAAAAUAUCUAAUUAGAUUCCUCCACAAUUUUAUUGGAGGGGUGUUAAAGUAGUUAAAGUAUCUAGGAGUCCUGCACCUUUUGCUUCAGACAUAUGCCAAAGACCACACCUCUUCACCCUGUUUAUCCAACUAGAAAUGUAUACCAGGUCAUUUGGGCUGACAUGAUUCUAGUCUAUCUACACCCUUGUGGGGUACUAGCUACAGCAGAUGCUGUGCCUUGACCACACUAGUCCUAUGGACUUCCUAGGCAAAGGCGGAAACACAAUCUUUUUUUUAACAAUGUUACUGAAGCAUGCUCAGAUUUGGGUGGCAGAAAGUUCCAUGGGAUCGAUGUUCUGUGACAAUCUUUGGUCAAUAAGAAAGUGAUUUUUUUAAUUGAUUGAGCAUAAGGCUUAUAAUUUUUUUUAUUUCACACAAUAUUGCUGUCUUCAGCCAUGGCAAUAGUGCACUAAGAUGUUUCUUCUGGUAAGUCAUCUAAACUUGCUUUUAUUCAAUUGUGUUGAUCCUAUGUAGGCUUUUUACUUCUCUAUUUGGUGUAAUUUAUUUUCUCUUUCAUUAUUAAUUUGUGGCUUAAAACACAUUGUAAACCCAAACACAUUGGAUCACCUUGGAAAAUAUGACAGUAAAUACAGAAAUUUCCCUUCUUUCCAUAACUUUAUGACAAUAGUAGCUGGCAAAAAUCCAGUACAAUAUCAACUAAGUGUACAGAGACUGUGAGGAAAUACAGCCUACAAAUUCCCAGAAGCCAUCUGACCAGCGAUGACUAAGCCUAACUUUGUUCCUCUUUCUGAAAAUAAGCAUUCAAACAAAAUAUUCACCCAUAUCACCCAGGCCUUAUCACCUCUCUUUUUGGGAAGAUACAUAACCAUGUUUAAGCUUGUUUUCUUCAUUCUGUUUAUUCCUGGAUUUAGUGGCUCUCAGGGAAGAGAAUUGAUUUGUAGAUCAUCAGAUAUAGAACUAUCAUACUCCAUUUGCGAUUCUAUGAAACACAAUUUCUUCUUUAACAUAACCCCUUGCUCCCUCAUUGGCAAACCACAUUGGGAAGGUUCUAUCUAUUGGAUUCCAAGGAGUGACAUCAUCUUUUUAAAGAUAAAUCUGAGUUUAUGGUAUCAUGAUGCAAAGGCAUUAGAGUGGAAACAAAUUAUUUGCACUGGAAUUGAUGAUGACUAUUCAUUUUGUGGCACUUUGAAAGGAGAAACGAUCAAUACAACAUUUAACAUUCGAGGUUUAACCAUGGAAUUGGAGAAGGGAGAAUAUACAAUUCUGCUAAGAGGAUUCCCUAAUUAUUUUGAGGAAAACUUGCUCUUGUGUUUGAAUUUAACCAUGCUACAUAAAUGAGAGGUUUAAGGUAUUUAUGAAUGUCAAAAUUAUUUCAGAUCACUUCAGGAUUGCAGAAGCAAGGAACUGGACAGAACAAGCAAGUCAGUAGGAUUCAACCAGUGAAAUAAUAGCACCAUUCAUUUUUCUUGGAUAGGAGUAUAAGAUAAAUUGUAUGCAGUGCUAUAUGGAACAUGGAUAGUUUCAUCUGUUUGUAUCAUUCCUGUAAUCAAAUGUUCGGUUAGUUUGGGCAAAAUCUCUGUGAAUAUUAGGUACGCUGAUGCACAGAAUGAAUCCUAAAUGGUUUUAUAGUAACAAAUGCAUUUCUGUGGUACCUCCUGUGUUAUGAAGAAUGAGUGUUUCAGGUUGUGAUAAGCUAUGACAGCAAUUUUUGACAGCACUUGGUAUGAAACAAAAUACUUUAUGGCUCCAGAAUCCUUGUUUUCCAUCUUCCCUAUUAGUUUUUCUGUUAAAUCAACUGAGAUAUAGUGUUUUUGUUCUCUUGAUUCCCUCACCCUAUUUAUAAUAAUUAAUCCUCAUCAGGUGCCCUUGUCUGCUCCAUCACACAUAAUAGUAAACUUGCCAAGCCAUGAGUUAUGGGUUCUUUAGUUAUAUGGCAUCAAUUGUUGGAGUUAGCAUCCAGUGGGAAGUUGUGCUCACAGCUAACAUGCUUUAGUAGAGCUGCAUUAUAUCAAUCCAGGAACAUGAGUACAGACCCACAAGGGGCUUCUGUAGGCUUGCUUAUGGUCCCAACUCCUGUGUGGGUUAUGGUGGCAAAGGUUAUCCAAACAAUCUUCCUGAGUAUCAGCUGAUCUGCCUUGAAUGUUUUGGUGGGCCACAGAUUUUUCAGAGUCUAUAAACAGAUGUCACAAAGUGAAGCAGAACUGUGCCAGGAUGUGUCUCGGCACAGCUGAUCCACUUUAUUGAGUGAGACAGAUGUCAUUCACGUGAUCCUGGAGGGUCAGGCCCCUGCCGCUCCCAGGAGUACCAGUGGCCUGAUCCUGCAAGACAACAUUAGGAGUGCAUCUCUGCAAAUGAGAGGACCUCAGGUUUCUCAGCUUGCAAUGGCAUGUCUCAAGUUGGAUUCCCUGGACUCACUUCUGUAAACGGGGAAACCCGGGCAGACACUCCAGGGGUUUCAGGAGCCUGAUUCUGUGCACCCUGGAAAUGCCCUUCCAGAGGGAGGCACCCAUAUAUGGUGGCACAAAGGUGACAUCUGUUGCAGUCUGCUUCCAAGUACUGUAGUUCCAAGCAGAGAGAGAGAGUGUGUGUGUAUGGUGAAGAGACUUAAUGUCAUCUUCACACUUUUUGUUUUGAUGCAAGUGGUUGGCCAGAAAUCUUUUUCUGUCUAGCCAGAGAGCAGUAGAAGAGGCAGGAGGGGGGAAGCCUUGAUUCAGUGAAUGCAGUAUGAAGCUAUGACCUUCUUCCUUUCUGAUUCAUCAGGGAAUAACUUUGGCAGCCCAAGUUCUCCUCUGUUGCUCUGAUGGAGGAAGGAGACCAUUAUCUGCAAGAGCAGUAACCAGCUGCAUUGGCAGGCAGACCUCCAGUCCCUGACCUAGAGUCCCUGUAGAAUGAGACAAGGUAAAAGUAGUUUAUCCUAUAGGCACCAGCAAUUUCAGUUCCUCUGUUCCCCCAGCUAUGAUUCCAGUAGGUUGCUGGUGCUUUGACUGUUAUUCCCUGCACCUUCUUCCCGGUAGUUACUGCCAGGACCUUUCAGUCCUUGGUAUGGAGCCACGAUGAAGUUAAGGUUUGGGCAGCAGCAUGCUAUUGUUUUCUCCUUCCAACUUGCUCUUGCAGGAACAGGGAGUAUCUUACAGCCGCCUCUUUGUCUGUAAUAUAAUGUAGACAUAACAGAGCUACUUUAAACUAGUUAACUUAGUAAUUGGUAGAAGUCCAGUCACAGCAGCAGGGAGCUCAGCACUGGCUAUGAAAUGCACCCAAAAAUCAUGGUAGAUACUUGGGCAGCUGGUGACUGUAAUGUAGGCCAAAUCCAGGGGUUUGUUUUUUCCCCACAUACUUCUCUCAACUGUUGCAAUUAUGACUACAGCAGAGGUGGCCAAACUGUGGCAUGGGUACCACAAGUGGCAUGUGGCAGAUCAGGGAGGGGCAGGUAGCACAGUGGCAGAUAGGGCAGAGAGCAGAACAUCAGAUUAGACAGGGAGCACAAGGCAGGAAGCAGAAAGCUGAGCAGCAGGUCAGGUAAAGGACAGGGAUUGGAGUUGUACUUGGGGAGGGUGCAAGGCUAAUUUGUAGCACACCAGCAUACCUGCCAAAAAGGUAGGUCCCCACUAUUCUAAAAAAAAUAUCUUGCUGCCUUUAUUUUUUACAAUAAUUUUGAUUUAAAUCUUUCAAUUUUACUUGGAAACUCCUAAGCUCCAUCAACUCUGAUAGAACUUUGCUGGAGCAAGGAUUAUAGGAUUUUGUUUACCGGGGACAUAGUUCACCUUUAGCUAACCCUAAAUUAAAAGCUGUUGUACAGUUUUUUUAUUACUUAAGGGAUGAUCAAGAAUACUGUCUCAAAGUACAUUAGGUGUUCAAGGUUCCUUUCUGCACAGCUGAACAUCAGGGUAGGCCUCUUUUGUACUAGAUUUUCAGUUGCGUUUUGUGAUGAUGAGUUAAUGUUUUAAUACCUACCACAUAGAACGAUAAAAAAUACAGCAGAAAAAUUCUGUUAUGUUCAGUAGCCACUAGGUUGUGCUGUAUCUCAAAGAUUACUUCAGAAGUGCCAUUCUUUCUAUUUCUUAUUGCUUCCUGACUGCCAAGCUUUCAGGAGAGACCUGCAGAAUUAAAUGUUUUACUUUCAUUUUCCAUGUAGAGGCCAAUUUUUCAGAUGGGGUGCCAACACAUGUAAGUUUUUAAUUUAAAGCACUCUGUUCAAAAGUCAGGGCCCAGGAAAUGUUAAGAAAUCUGGAACAAAAGUCACAAAUCGCUGAUGGACAGCAUAGCAAACAGAACGAGGAACUAAAGACAGCAAGCAACCAUAAUUACAUCAAAGCUGUAAUGACAGUAUUUGUGCUUCCAUUAAAUUCUACACAUUCUAACAAGUGUGCAAGCAGUUCCUGUUCUAAGUCUGAAUGGAGCUAUUGAAAAGUUAAUUUGAUCCCUUUGAUGUUAUACUGUCAACAAAAAAAGAAAGUUGCAAAACUUGAUUAUUAAUUUCCACCUUGCUACCUAUGUUUAUACUAAUUUUGAACAGGUCUCUGUGAACUUUUCUAGUUACUAUGUGAAAUCUCAUACCAAAGUCAAAAAAAUUUCUGUGACUGUUGUGACCAAACCUGUUUUGAGGAUUACUUUUAGUGUUACAAUGUAUUAAGAUUUCUAUCCCAAGAUAGUCUAACUUUUUUCCUGAAUCUUUUCAUAUCUAGAAAUAAUUACCUGCAGUGACUAUUUUCUGAUUAUUAAGUAGCAAAUGCCAAACAAAUGAAAUAAGCCGAGUGCAUGCAUGUACAUGUGCAUUGGAGAGAAUGAAAUAAAACAUUUACAAAUUAGAUUAAAAGCAUAUGCAAUUAAUAGCGUAUAGAUACUACAUACCUUUAAACUAUAGACAAGCGGUCUGUAGCUACAGCUUUGGUUAUACAUAAGCUAGCAGAGUCCUGGCAACAUACAGAAUACAGGAACCCCAACUUAAAAAUAAGACGUGGAGACCUUUUUAUAAACGUUCCAAGAUUCCUCCAGUACAUCAAAGAUUGCUAGAUAGUGUACUGGCUGUGUUUCAUUUUUGCCUUCAUCUGCAUAUUGGCUACAUGGAAAGCAUUAGUGGAAUCUAUGGGAUGCUGCAGUUAUCUAAGGAUAGAGUUUGGCCCCUGCAUUUUAUGCUAUUUUGAUGCACUCUUGUAGUAAUCACACCUUUGCUCCUUCUAGAGUUCUAGGAUAUAGAACUAUUGAUCUGAGUAAUAGGGUAUCUAAAACAUGUUGCUUGGGCAGAUGCAGACAGCAAGCCAAAAGAAAAGAGAACAACAAAAGGAGCACUCUCUAUUUUCAAGCUGGUGAGAGGUGGAGCAGGCAGUUGCUGCCUUGUCUGAUGACAGUAUGGUUGUGUCCACUGUAGAGCACAGCUGCCCUCCCUCACAGUUGAAGACUUUUGACAACAGCUUUCUGCCUGGCCUCUGAAUAGAUGGCAAGAGAUUCCUCCAAUCUGCAUGAACAAGACUAGCAAGAAUUUAUCUUAUAUAUUUAUCCACCUGGAAAAAAAGAAAGUUUUAUGGAAUUUAUUUUGUGGUUAAAAAUGUUUUCCAGCUUUAAAAAAAAAAUCAGACAUAUUUAUGUUAGUGUUAUAAAACUAGCACACAGUGCCCUAAGUGAAGUACAUGUCAUGUAUAACUUUGAAAUUGUCAUUCUUGCUUUCUGGGAUGCAGAUGUUAAAAUAUUUUCUU